Molecule: messenger RNA, 1205 nt
Organism: Macroventuria anomochaeta
Lineage: Eukaryota; Fungi; Ascomycota; Dothideomycetes; Pleosporales; Didymellaceae
Exons: 4
Coding region: 209-901 (230 amino acids)
Biological process (GO): proteasome regulatory particle assembly
Cellular component (GO): nucleus; cytoplasm
Molecular function (GO): protein binding
Source: RefSeq, a predicted model, not a curated record
GUGCUGAUAUUUUCUCGAGUCUCAAGCUCCUAAAUGACAUCUAAUUGAUGGAUUGAGGGUGAAGGAAGUGUAAAGCAGGCGGUAGCAACUUGACGCAAACCCCGCGUUCGCCUCAGCGCGCGUCUUCGAGCUCCCCACCCUCACGCCUGCAGUCUUCAGUAGUGUCGACCUCAACGAUCUGCGAUACCAGCAGUCACAUACGUGCAUAAUGGACGACAUUCACGCGCCCACCGUCUAUUCGGGGCCAACUUCUGGAGGCUAUACAAAUGGAGUGCCAAAGGAGCGGCUCUCGUUGCAGGAGCUCAUCGCAGAGAGGGACAGGGUCGAGACAGAGCUCAAAGCACUGGGGCAAGUCCUAGAUUCGCAUGGUGUCAAUAUGAACACUGGUCUCACCACCUUCGAUGGCUUCCCCCGCAGUGACAUCGACGUCCCUCAGAUACGAACAACUCGAGCGCGCAUAAUACGGCUCAAGAACGACUACAAAGACCUCAUGUCGCGCAUCGAGAAGGGCCUCCACGAGCACCACGCACGAUUGGUAGAGCAGGCGCAGAACGUCCCAGCUGCAGCAAACCAGGCACAAGCAGGGCACAGCGCACCUCCAGCGGCCCCAGAGGCGCCUUUCGCGAAGGUCAACAGCGUAGUAGCUGGCAGUCCGGCAGACGAGGCAGGCCUCAAAGUGGGCGACAGCAUAACGAAGUUUGGCUGGGUGGACUGGACAAACCACGAACGACUAGGCCGAGUGGCGGAGGCCGUGUCGCAGAAUGAAGGAAUACCAAUCGCCGUCAAAGCUUUGCGACCCAGCAGCUUAGGUGGUCCGUCGGAGACUGUACAGAUGCAGCUUACGCCGCGGAGAAAUUGGGGCGGACGAGGCUUGUUGGGCUGCCACCUACUGCCUUUAUAGACUGCAUCUUCGAUCGAGGAGGUGUACAAUGCUGUCAAGGCCAUCGAAAUUCUCGAUUAUGACGUGGAGGUCUUGCACAUCCUGACAAAGCAUUGCGGUGGUUGGGUCAAUGGCUCGCGUGAUGGCCUGCGAUGGAGAGGGCUGGAGCUGAUGGGUGAACAACAGUGCUUGCUGCGUGGCGCAUUGGGUUUGGAACACCAAGCAUCGUGAUACCCGGCGUUCAAUUGCUGCAUCAGAAAGUCUCAAAGAAUUCUGCUUCAAACCGUGCUCUGAUUUACACAAACAUGCUGCUUGAUUGCAAAGA